CCCUGGCUCCCCACACUGUCAACUGCAACUUCACAACCACUGCUGGCGCCGGGGCUACAUGAGCUAGCUUUCCCAGCAGCUAGAGACUGUCAGUGGCAAACUUACAGAAGUGCCACCACGAAUAAACCAAUUCCAUCCACGAGCAUAACAACCACCACCGACACCACAUCCAGCCAACAACCACCGAUUCCGCUCCCAGCAACUCUCCCACUAUACCCAGCAUUGCAUCCAACUGUGAUGGCUCCUAUAAGGUCUCAUCCGGAGACCAGUGUAAUGCCAUUACCAAGAAGCAUAGUAUUACUGAAGUAUAGUUCAAGAGCUGGAACAGCCAAGCCAACACGACUCGACUACUUUGUCUGUGUGCAUAUUCCCAGCACAGUCGCCACCUUGGCCCCCCAGCCAUCAGCCACUACAGGCCCAACACCCCAGAAACCUGGUAUUGUCACCAGCUGUCAGAAGUACCAUCUGAUUAAGGAUGGUAAAAGCUGCUGGUCCAUCUGCAUGGAGGCGGGUAUUACCUUGGUAUAG
Penicillium cosmopolitanum is the source of this 528-nucleotide messenger RNA. RefSeq lists its product as uncharacterized. NCBI's taxonomy places the organism in Eukaryota, Fungi, Ascomycota, Eurotiomycetes, Eurotiales, Aspergillaceae. The transcript is spliced from 3 exons. The annotation marks the transcript as partial. The record is from RefSeq and is a predicted model, not a curated record.